Messenger RNA from Symbiodinium sp. CCMP2456, 6558 nucleotides. NCBI's taxonomy places the organism in Eukaryota, Dinophyceae, Suessiales, Symbiodiniaceae. The record is from the annotation of a GenBank genome assembly.
AUGGCUGAGAAGAAUGAUCCUUUCCGGGAUCUGGUUUUCAGCGGGGCACCCUCGGAGUACCGGCUCUUUCGGCGGAAGAUUCUGCUGAACGUGGCAUCGUUAGAAGAGAAGCAUGUGAAGCUAGCUGGGCCGAAGAUCCUCACUCGGUUGACUGGGGAAGCCUGGCGGGCCACGGAGCAUCUUUCGAUAGCAGAGCUGCGCUCAGAAGAUGGUUGGCUCCGGGUUCUGCAGGCCUUGGACGAGCACUACAAGUACCUGCCGGAGACGGAGUUGAAUGAGUGUGUCGACGAGUUCCUCUUCCACCUGAAGAGGCGCUCGGGUGAAGGGCCGACGGCCUUUGUGUCGCGCUUCAAGGCAGUCCUCAGCCGGCUCGAGACGCUGAUCGCUUCGGAGCGUGCCGAGCGAACCGCCAGCAAGAGGAAGCGCGAUUCGCGUGUGCCACAUAGGCAGACGGACGAUGAUGAGAGCCCAAGUUCUGGUGCCGACUCGGAGGAGCCCACCUUGACGAAGGACCGAGUCGAGGCAGCAGCGGCGGCUUCUGGGGAGGAUAAGCAGCCCACGGCGACCGACACCAAGGGCCCGAAGACGGUCGGAAGCUUUGUGGGCGAGAGAUCUCCCAAGCGUGGGCCGCCUUCGUCGGGCGGUUCCCACCAUAGCCGCGGCACCCAGAAGGGUGACGAGGAGCGAGCCCAGCGCCGUAUGCUGGAACGGCUGGGCCGCUUGGAGGUAGGCCACUUGAAGCUGAAGCCGGUCUUUCCGGCGGUGAUCUUGGGCCACCUCUUCAUGAGAAAGUAUGGCUUGUCACGGGAGCAGAGAAGUCAGGUGAUCAGAUCGACCGGCGGCUCCUGCAAAUUUGCCGACAUCGAGAACGUGAUCCGUGCCUCGGACUAUGAAGACCGUCUUGGAGAUGGCGGCCACCGGGGCAACCAGCAACGGGCUGCCAGACCAGGUGGCGCGAUCAUGGCCGCCGACGAGGGCAGCAGCCUGAGUGAGCCUUCUUUUUCUGAUCCGGAGGCCUAUGAGGCCGGAGAGGCGUCGGGCAGUGAUAUGGACGAAGAACUGGAAGAGGCCUUCGAGAUCCACAAGAAGGCCCGCAACGACGCCAAGAAGGCCUUCAGAUCGUACCGCGACAGUCGCAAAAAGGUCAGGGAGAUCAAGAAGGAACGCCAGCCGUAUAUGCCGGUAGUGGCUCUGCCGGCAGGCUCGACACCGGUUCCCGAAGGACUUCCCGUUCAACCGACUUUUCGCUAUGAUCGCAAAGAUGGUCGCCGCGGGGACAAAGACAAAGGCCGCGGACGAGGGGGCAGGAGAAAAGAAGAAGUGAGCCUGGUUCAGACCAGCCUCCUUUCAGAGUUCUCCUACAUGGUUGAGGAUGUAGAAGCUACCUGCACCUAUGAUGAGUGCGAGGUGCUCUCGGCUUCGGUGCCGACCGGCAUGGCGGUGGUCGACACGGGCUGCACGACCUCGGUUGUGGGCCGGGAAACGGCUGAUCGAUACCGCGCCCUGUGGCAGGAGCGUGGUCUUCCUGAGCCUGCUUCAGUUCAGCUGGCUCCUGUCCAGCUGCGGGGCUUCAAUGGGGCCCGAUCGGUUGCCACAGAGGGGCUUCGAUGGACUGUGAGGCUUGGGGCUCUGUGGGGCCAAGUGACCACGUACGUGAUCCCAGGUCAGGCCCCCUUCUUGUUGUCUCGCAAGGUGCUGCAGGGCAUGAAUGCCCACCUGGACUUAGGAGCCUCGACCAUAACUAGCGAGAAGCAUGGCAUGCACCAGCAGCCUCUGUCUCAUGCAGCCAACGGGCACUUGCUGCUCCCCCUGGUUCCAGAUGCAGAGGGCGAGGCGGCCUUCCAGGUGCAAUGCACAGGCCCUGCCGAGGUUCCUCGUCUGAAGCCUACUCCCGAACCUCCACAGAAAGCCCCAGAUAAGACCAGCAAAGUCAGGCUUCCGGCUGCCGAUCUCCGGAAGAAUUUCCAAACCGUGAUGAAGCACACCCGGUAUACGCAGGCUGAUGUGGGUUCUAACAGGUAUCCUUUGAGAAUGUUGUUCGGUUGUGAUGUCGACUUUGCUAUGUGCGCCUACCGGCCUAGAUUUGAGAGGCGAGAAGCUUUUGACCGCCCGGGAGCGUGCAUCUUCGCAUACCGGUACCGAGAGCCGGAACCACAGUGCCCAGUGAGCUGCAGGGGCACGAAGUUUGCGAUUGCUGCGCCCACAGCGCAUCAGCUGAGGUUGCCGAGGAAGUCACCCAGCACCGUCAGCGUGAACGGCCCUUCCUCCGGGUGGAAGUUCUGCCGCGCCGUUUUUGCCGCGUUGUUGCAGCCUGCCUCACCAGUGCAUGACAUAUUUCUUGAAACCGACGAAGAGGCAGACUCAGAGCGUGAGUCCGAGGUAGAAGACGGGGUGCCUGAGGGGGAGCCUCACCGAGCCCGCGUAAGGUCCUUCAAGGCCAUGGUUCAGAAACUCCAUGUGAACACCGGUCACGCCUCGACCCCUCAGAUGCUUAGGCUCGCACAGCGUGCUCGGGCACCUCCCGGCGUCAUCGAGGAAAUUCGAAAGUUUCGCUGUCCGAUCUGCGAGGAGCUUCAAGUGCCACCGUCCCACCGAGUAGCGGCCCUAAAGCACACGGAGACCCCUAAUCACAUAGUGGGUAUAGAUGUUGUUCAGGUCGAGCUUAAGAGGCAGGGGACUAGUGGCGUGGAAGAACGCAAGUUUCAGGUUCUAACGGUGGUAGAUUACGCAACUGACUUUGCACAGCAGAUAGUUUUGCCGCCUGGACCCCGAUCGGUCGGCAGUGCCUUUCACGCGGUGUGGUGCCGGCCUUUUGGCCCACCCCGAGUGAUCUACGUGGAUCCUGACCAGAGAUGGAUGUCAGACGAUUUUCAGAGGUACCUCCGUUGCAAUUCAAUCACCUUACUGGAUAGUGCCACGGAAUCUCACUGGCAACUUGGCCGCGUGGAGGUAGCUCAGAAAAUCCUUCGCAUGAUGGCCCAGCGUGUCUGGCGGACCUCGGAACGAUCCCCAGAGGAGGUCAUUGAGAGCUGCAGCGGUGUCCGGAAUGAACAGCUUAAGCGCCAUGGUUUCUCUAGUGCACAAUGGUUCCUAGGUAGAGAGCCUCGGGUUCCCGGAUCAUUGGCGGACCUCAGUGAACAGCAAAACCCUGCUGUUCAGGAUGCCGUGCAUGCUGAGACCGAUUUUGCACAGAAGAUGCAGAUACGCCAGCAGGCUGCAGAGGCCUUCCUGCAGGCACAUGCGCAUACCACAUGGUCCCGUGCCAUAAAAGGGAGGAACAGGCCGAUUCGAGGUCCGUAUGUCGUAGGUCAAAGUGUCUAUGUGUUCAGGAAACAAGGUAAAGGCCAAUUCUCUACAAGGCACGGGUCCUGGCUCGGCCCGGGGCGCGUCGUGGGCACCGAAAGCUUCCGUGAAGGGAGUCCCGUUCCCAGGGUCAUCUGGGUAGUCGUCAAUGGUUUCAUGUAUAAGUGUUCGCCAGAGUGUCUUCGCCCCCUGGUUGAGGAUGAAGUUGCGUUCAAGCAAAUUGCUCAGGAGUUUCACGCCGGACACCUCCCGGAAGAAUUAGAGCAAGUAACGCCGUCCAGGAGGGGCCCCGCCGGGCGAUACUUUGACUUGAGCCAAGACCUUCCCACUGAUCAAGAUUUCUUGACGCCACCCGCCUCUGACCAAGAGGGCGAGGCGGACCCUCCUGCGGACCGAAAUGUGCGUCGCCGCAUCACUCGAGAUGACGAGUACUGGCAAUCUCGAGCUGCGAGUGCCUCUCCACGAGGGGAACCUCUGGUUCGCUUCCGGGACGAUCCUCCCGAAGGACCUGAACAGCCGGUGCCCAAACUGGCACGUACUUCCGUAGAGCCCGAAGACCUCGCAGACUACUCCCCUUCUUUACCGCCAUCUGAGCCAGCUGAUGAGGCCCGGAUUUCGGAGGAUCUGCCCCCAGUGCCUGACACCCCCCUGGGAUCAGACAUAGAGAUGUUGCCUGAUUCCGACAAUCUGUGCUGCGAAAUUGCCCUUGACAUUUUUGAAACCGAUAUCGUGGAUGAUCCUGGGUCUCUUUGGACAGUCUUAGACGAGUGCGCCGUAGUGGCAGCCCGCCCAGGUCAGAAACGGAGGGUCGAAGUCAGCUUCCGUAAGCUCGGCCCUAAAGACCGCGAACGCUUCAAGGGUGCUAUGAAGAAGGAAUGGCAAAGCUGGCUAGAGAACAAGGUCACAACAAUAGCUAAGUCCAAGGGGAUAGCUAAAAGCCGCAUCAUAGGUUCCCGCUGGGUUUUGACUUGGAAGAAAUCCUCUGAUCCCGAUGACCGCACCCUUACACCCAAGGCCAGGCUAGUGCUUGUGGGGUUUCAAGACCCUGAUCUGGGAAGGAUCGCCACAGACAGUCCGACUCUCCGAAAGGAGAGUAAGCAUAUCAUCCUCAGCAUCUGUGCGAGCAAGGGCUGGGUAAUUUGGGGUGCUGAUAUCAAAACUGCGUUUCUUUCCGGGGACAAUUCCAAUCGUGACCUGUACUUCCGUCCACCCGAUGAAGUGAAGGAAUUCCUCAACUUGAGUGAUGAUGAUGUGCUGCGCCUGGAAAAGGCGGCCUAUGGGCUUGCAGAAGCUCCACGUGCAUGGUUUCUCCGCCUGACUCGGGAGCUGAUUGCUGUAGGCCUUGAAGUUUCUCAGCUUGACCCGUGUGUGUUUAUCCUACGGUGCGUUUCUUCAAAGGCAUUGCUCGGAGUUUGCGGAGUCCAUGUUGACGAUCUGCUCGGUGGGGGGACUUCCCACAUGGACCUUUGCCUGGAGAAGCUUCGUGCUACUUUGCCCUUUGGGGACUUUCGUAAGGGCACUAUCAAGUACACCGGGGCUGAGAUUAGGCAACUGAAGGAUGGCAGCAUCGAAGUGAGUCAAGAGACUUAUAUUGACAAAAUGGAAGAAGUGAGCACGAAGCCCUACGGCAAGGCGUCGAAUCCUCUUCCGGAGCCGACCCUCAUGCGUGCAUGCUGCGGCCAGUUGGCUUGGGUUGCCAAUCACAGUCGUCCUGAGCAGGCGUUUCUGGCUUCUUACUUGCAAGGCACCCAGGAUAAAGCCCAGGUUGCACACCUUGAGCUGUAUAACAAAGCUGUUCGAGAGCUUAAGACCCGCCGUGCCACCCUCAAGUUUCCUGUGGUCCCUCUUGAGCGUUGGCGACUGUUGGCUGUGACCGAUGCUGGCUGGGGCGUCCGUGCCAAUGGCGAGUCCCAAGGUGGACUUGUGCUGUGUCUGUGUGACAAGGAGGUGCUAGAGCGUAGGCCAGGCCCGACUUGGAUCAUUGAGUGGUCUUCAAAGAAACUUCGUCGUGUAGUUAGGAGCUCUACCGCUGCCGAAACCCUCGCUGCUCAGAAUGGCCUAGAUGCAAUCGAGUUUGCGCAAGCGUUCCUGCAAGAAGUCUUGUAUGGCAUGACCCCAAAGGUGUUCCAGCAAUGGGUUCCUGAAAAUAAGUCCGGGCUUGUCAUUGACAGCAAAUCCUUGUAUGACGCCCUCACCCGAUCUGCUUGCAGCAGUGCGCUGGCUAUGGAAAAACGGUUGGCCAUCGACUAUGCCAUAGCCAGAGCGUGCCUGAGUGAGAGAGGAGUCCUCCCGUUCUGGACUAACAACCUACAGAUGGUGGCUGACUGCUUGACCAAGUUGAAGGGCAACAAAGAAGUGAUGUACAAGUUGCUCGACACGUGCUGUUACCAUGUUCGCCCUAGCAAGGAGUCCGGCAGGAAGGAAGCCGCCAAAGGAGAAGCCAAGUUAAUGAUGUGUCGCCGGAAAAACUCCUGGCCCGGUGCCCUGCAAGUGGAGCCCCUUGCUCGUGAUGAACUGGUCCAGUUCGUCUCCCGCGCGGCGGCGAACAACCAGGUGCCCGAGGUGCUCCAGGAGAUAGAGGUGCAACGUCCGGAUAAGAUGAUCCGUCGCGACCAGGACGUGGGAAGCCCUAAGUCUUGGUCCCAUGACGUGGGAAGCCCUGCGAGCAUGGCCUCCGACACUCCGAGCACCCGCGAGUACCUCCUGGUGCAUGGUGUUGACCACAGCAAGCGCAAUGGGCCUCCAAUCCCAACGCCGGUGAACACACCAGCUCGCAACGGCCCUCCGCCUCCAGUGCCGUGUCUGGACCCGCUUCUGGAGACCAUCGUCUUGGACAUGGAGGGCGUGAUCAACCUUCGUGCGCGGCCUCCUCGCAUCGUGCGGGCUAUGACCGAUACAAGCUUCACCUUGCGCACCCCAGCCGGGGAGAACUCCGAGGAGUAUGUCCUUCCGACGGCACAUGUGGGCAAGCUUCCCCGGGGCAUCCCUUCUCUGGCACGAUGGGGUCAGACCUUGCUGAUCCUACCGAAGUACAAGGAGAAGAAGUGGAGCUACCUCCAGCUGCUCCAGUUCGCCUGGAACAAUAAGGAUGCGAUGUCGUACAUCAAGUGGGUGAAGAACACCUACUACCACGAUGCAAAGGACCCGAAGGGUGGCAAGGCUUCCGACCUGGCAGCCUUUGUUCUGGCAUGUGACUAUCCCAUCGAUCGCCGCUACCAGGAGAUCCACAGCUCAGAACGGGUCUUCGUGGACUGA